CUUUGGCUUGGCUCUCGUCUCUUUUGACACUUUCGCCUUUCGUUCCCACGCUGCCGACACUGACACUGCCCACACAAUCACAAUCAACAUUCACCUCCACAUUCAGCAACGCGUCACAUCCACACGGCACUGCAACGCACAACGCACACUUUGGCAACAAUGCCACAGACACUGCCGACACGCUACGAGCGGCGUAGCAGCAUAGCAAGUAGCACGGCAUCUCAAUCACCGCCCCCAAGAACGACAAGCCUCCCAGAGUCACCAGGCUCAUUCCGUGUCGAACGACCUUCGGCGCUAAUGUCGCGCCUUAACCGCCUAUCAAACUCGACGUCGCGCCCAAACCUCCCCUCGCCACCACCUCAGGAAGACUCUUACACCUCACGCGCGGCCAACGCGAUGCGUUCAGUCUCGCAGAGUGGUAAGGACGUGCUUCGCCGCACUGGCCUGGGAGCAUGGGCCGGCGGUUCUAGUGCCAACAACUCAUUAGCCGUGACCGAGCAAGACGAGCAAGAGGAAGACGACUUGAAGCCGCCGGUCUCAAGGUCCGCGGCGUGGCCCCUCUUACCGCACCUGUCACCGCAGCCGCCGCAUCUGUCACCGCGCAUCAAUGCGUCCACAUCACUCGACACGAGCUCAAUCCUCUAUGCCACAAUGUCAAACCACCCUCCACCACUUGCCAACCUGCCCCUGUUGGUCCUCAACCUAGCUGCCCUGGCGGCGGUGCCGACACCCGUGACCAACGAUGUGCUCCUCGCCACCGUGCUGCGGCGGCUGGAGCCAUGGGUUGGUGACGAAGGAGAAGCGGGGUACACGCUCAUUGUUCUCGCUGCCGAAGAAGACACCGCUUCAGGCAACGGCAAGCGGAGGGCGCUGCCCGGUGUGACGUGGUGGAUUUGGAACUGGCGUCGAAUUCCCCGCAAGUACCGCAAGAACCUCAAGAGGCUGUACAUUGUGCAUCCUGGAACGGCGGCAAGGACCCUGCUCCCUAUCACCUUGCCCCUGCUGUCGCCCAAGUCGUACCCCAAGCUGCACAUUGUUCCAUCGUUACUGGCCCUCGCGCGCGCCGGCAUCCCAUUACGCGGCGUUGAUGUGCCCCUGUCCACCCUGGCUGAGGAGGCCCGAGUUCUUCGCGAGCACCCGGAGUUAGCGAUCCCUCGUUCCGGGAUGGCUUCGUUCGGGCUCAUGAACACCUUGGGUCAGCAGGGCGGCGUGCUCGGCGGUCUAGGGUGGGGCGUGAGCGCCAUCUCGUCGGCGAUCGGCACGGCCAACAGUUACCUUCCAUUCAAGCUUGCUGCUGGAGCGCUGCCACCUACUCCUGAGGAGAGGAAGACGUCGCUGGACCAGGAGAGAACUGAGCCAACAAAGUAUUGGAGCGGUGAUCUCGACAAAAUUCUUGCGGAUAACAAGGGCCACUUGCCGCGCGUGCUGCACGAGCUCAGAGCUUUGAUCCUGGGCAUGUGCUCUGAUACCGAGGGUAUCUUCCGCAAGACGGCUUCGUCACAUCUUCUUCCUCCGAUUCAAGGCCUGCUUGACCUCCCGCCAAAGACCCAACCCAGAAUCGAUUGGGCCGGAGUCGCCAUUAACGACCCGCAUCUUCCUCCCAUCCUGUUCAUGAGGUUGCUGAAGGGACUCUCAGGCGCACUCAUUCCAGAGGACCUGUACCCCCUCAUUCGGAGCACCUAUACCCCGGACGAAAUCCGCACAAACCUCCUUCCGUCUCUCUCCCCGGCAAGCCUGUUGGUAUUGACCCAUCUCACCCAUAUCGGCCACCACCUCCUUGCCCACGAGGACCAGACGCGCAUGGGGGCGACCAACCUUGCGAUUGUGUUUGCGCCGUCCCUCAUCUCGGGUCAGGACCCGAGGGUGGACGCGGCGCUGUGCUUGGAGCCCGGCAAGUCGCUCCCACCAUCCCUCAUGCCCCCUGGCUGGGCCGAGAGCGGCGGAACGCAGACUCUUGUCGGCCUGCUGCAGCUGUGGAUCUCCGAGUGGCCCGCGGUCGCCGAGUUCACGGUGUCCAGGAACGGCUGGUGCGACUGCGCGUGGGCGGAUGCUGGAGGCCAGCUGAGCGCGAGCGACCCCUCAACGCCAAUUGGUAUGGGACGGAGGACGAGUGGGGCGAGGUCGGGCCUGUACCAUGAGCUCCUUGGAAGCCAAGUCAUGAGCUCUCUCGCCCCAGCCACAGAGGCAGAGCACGAGGCCGGAGUGGGUGCUGGCCUCGGAUACAUCUUAAACGAAGACAACAAGAAACUGUUAGGAUAGACUGUAUUAUUUGGGUCAUACACUUGUUAUAGUAAGAACACUGGGCUGGACCUCGAUGCACUGGAUGCGAGUCGAGCCAA
Vanrija pseudolonga is the source of this 2339-nucleotide messenger RNA. RefSeq names its product Rho GTPase-activating protein 1 (gene ARHGAP1). The transcript has 6 exons. NCBI's taxonomy places the organism in Eukaryota, Fungi, Basidiomycota, Tremellomycetes, Trichosporonales, Trichosporonaceae. Gene Ontology annotation, molecular function: GTPase activator activity. Gene Ontology annotation, biological process: small GTPase-mediated signal transduction. Gene Ontology annotation, cellular component: cytoplasm. Bases 160 to 2259 code for a protein of 699 amino acids. The record is from RefSeq and is a predicted model, not a curated record.